AUGCUCGGUGGCGACCCGUCACUGUUUAGCUCAGCCCAAGCUCGCAUCGCGCAGCUGGCGGGCGACUCUUCGGCGGGGUGCCCGCGUUGGGUCCUGGUGCUGGCCCUGCUUGCCCCGGCUGUCUCGCUCUUCCUCGCCCGAACACCAUCUGCCCGUCUUCGAAUGGCCCCGCCAUCGACUACAUCCCAUCCCAAACAGCCCCGCGGCAGCCCGGUCUCGGGCCAGGAGGAGCAGCAGCAGCUACAGCAUCGCACCCACGACCCCGCCGUGACAGACCCGCCGUUGCUGCAGAAGCACUUGGCCUUCAAGUCAUACACUACCAGCCGCUUCACCUACCCGGCCAUACGCACCGUCUUCCGUCGCCACUCCAAGAUUGACGAGCUGCCCGUCUCGCCCUCGCCCAUCCCCUUGCUCGUCUUCAUCCAUGGGCUGGGAGGGUCGGCCGCCCAGUUCCAGCCGCUCUUGACGUCGCUCAUCAACGUCUCGUCGUGUCUCGUCGUCGAUCUUCCCGGCUGCGGCCGCUCCGAGUUUGCGCCCACUGACUGGGAUGCCUACACCACUGACUCCCUCGUCGAGCUGCUCGAGCUCGUCAUCGAGGACUACCGCGAAAAGGAUGCUGGUCAACAGGUCGUGUUGAUCGGCCACAGCAUGGGCGCCGCCCUCGCUGCCCAGCUCGCCAGCAAGGUCUCGCCCCGCCGCUCCGUCGUUUCCGACAAUGUCCUUGGCCUUGUUGCCAUAUGCCCGCCGUCCCAACCACCCUCCGAGAAGCAGACCUCUCUCUUCCGGAAGCUGCUCUGGAUUCCUACGCCAAUUUUCAACCUCUGGCGCGCGUGGGACCGUAGAGGCGGCGUCGAGAGUGCAAGCGUGCGCAGGUUUGUUGGACCUGGCGCUGACCUCGAGGCCCGCAAGCGCCAAAACCGCUUCAACAACCAGAGCCAAACACGGGUGUGGCGGCGCAUGGCCUGGGGAUCGCUGGCCGUAUAUGGGAAGGGUGAGCCGCGGGGCGGCAUUGCAGGCAAGCGUAUAUGGCAGGGCAUUGACGUCCCCGUAUACCUUAUAUCAGGGGCUGAUGACCAUGUCACCCCACCCGCCGAUGCCGAGAGAAUUCGUGGAUGGCUUUCUGCCAACUGCUCUCGCCCCGAAGACGGACAGGGUCCCGAGUCUCGCACAAUAGUCGCCUCUGCCGCCCCCGUUGACCUCCCGGAAGCGCCACUCCAAAGGACGGAGAGUCCAGGAUACAACAGGGACGCAGUCCAAGUGGCUGCAGGGCUCGAUAAACCCAUAAGCGAGAGCGAGGAGCGGCAGAACGACCCCUCGACCCCGCGAGAGGAUACCCCUGACUUGCCGCCGCUGCGAGCCUGCUCUCACCAAAUGGUCGAGUCGGUAACGCUCCCGUCUCCAGCAACGCAUGCACUGCUCUACACACCAUCUACCGAGCGCGUCUUGGCGGGCCUUGUGUCGGACUUCCUCAGCACCAGUGUCAGUCCGCGCCUGUCACUGGGCUGGCAGCUGCAGUACCUCUCGAGGGAGGGCAAGUGGGACGUCAAGAACCUGGCCAAAUGGCGGGAGGUGGAGCAGGUGUCGGAGCCCAUAGCAGGCAUCUUCCGGGCCAUGAAGACGCUGCGCGAGGUGGACGAAACGCACUGCCCUGCCGUCUUUGUAGCAAAAUGGGGUCACAUCAUCAAGGACGUCAUCGACAUAUCGCAUGAUACGCCCGUGUACGAUUCGCGCGGGCUCGAAUCCGGCGGCAUCCGCUACCACAAAUUCCCUACUGUCUCAAAAAUCCCGCCGACGGAUUAUGAGAUCGAUGCUUUUAUCGCCCUUGUAGACAAGAUCCGGGCGGAGCAGCAGCUGAGGCUGCAGAGCGAGGCUACCGACGCCGCAUCCCGGGGCGAGGCCGUGGACGCACAGCGGAAGUAUAUGAUUGCUGUCCACUGCCAUUAUGGUAAAAACAGGACCGGUUACUUCAUUGUUUGCUACCUGGUCGAGCGCUGUGGGUUCGACGUCCAAGCAGCCAUCGACGAGUUUGCGCGAGCUCGGCCCAAGGGAAUCCGGCACCAACACUUUCUCGAUAAAUUGCAUGUUAAGUACUCUCUGCGGAGGAAGCGAUAA
Gaeumannomyces tritici R3-111a-1 is the source of this 2112-nucleotide messenger RNA. RefSeq names its product dual specificity phosphatase catalytic domain-containing protein. The transcript is spliced from 3 exons. The record is from RefSeq and is a predicted model, not a curated record. Bases 1 to 2112 code for a protein of 703 amino acids. Gene Ontology annotation, biological process: protein dephosphorylation. Gene Ontology annotation, molecular function: phosphatase activity. NCBI's taxonomy places the organism in Eukaryota, Fungi, Ascomycota, Sordariomycetes, Magnaporthales, Magnaporthaceae.